Molecule: messenger RNA, 3584 nt
Organism: Gastrolobium bilobum
Lineage: Eukaryota; Viridiplantae; Streptophyta; Magnoliopsida; Fabales; Fabaceae
Product: autophagy-related protein 18g-like
Exons: 9
Coding region: 281-3214 (977 amino acids)
Biological process (GO): response to starvation; autophagy
Cellular component (GO): cytoplasm
Molecular function (GO): protein binding
Source: RefSeq, a predicted model, not a curated record
AGAAGAAGAGAGAAGAAGAGAAAAAAAGAAAAGAAAAUCAGCAAAUAGAAAAAAAUUACAGGCGGAGGCAGAGGAGUGUGUAACAGUAGUAAGAUGCAACCAUGGAUGACAGAGAAAGCGAAACCGUAGUCUGUGUCUGUGCGAUGCUCUUGCAAACUCAAACUCUCUCUCUGUGAUACAGAGUCAAAGCGUCUGCGACGGUGGUUGCAAUCGGAAUUUUUUUUUUCCGGUGAGUGUGUGUCGAUGGGAAGAGUAGUUGAAGGAUAAUCAAUAAUCAAAGAUGAAGAAAGGGAAGGGGAAGAAUAACGGCUUGUUUCCGAGUUCGUUGAGGAUUAUCUCUUCGUGCCUCAAAACUGUCUCUACCAAUGCAACCGCCGUCGCUUCAACCGUCCGCUCCGCCGGCGCCUCCGUCGCUGCUUCCAUUUCCUCUUCUUCCGAGGAUCACAAAGAUCAGGUUACCUGGGCUGGUUUUGAUAUACUAGAGCUUGAUCAGUCUAUCUGUAAACGUGUUCUUUUACUUGGUUAUUUGAAUGGAUUUCAAGUACUUGAUGUGGAGGAUGCCUCUAGCUUUAGUGAGCUGGUCUCAAAGCGUGAUGGGCCGGUUUCUUUCUUACAGAUGCAGCCUUUCCCUCUUGGCUCUGAUGGUCAGGAGGGAUUCAGAAAAUCGCAUCCUUUAUUGCUGGUUGUUGUUGGUGAUGACACUAGCAGUAUUGGCUCAAACAGUAGCCAUUUGAGUGGUUUAGGAAGAGAUGGUAUGGUAGAGACUCAGCCUGGGAAUGGUGUCAACUCUUCAACAUCUGUUCAGUUUUACUCCUUGAAGUCUCACUGUUAUGUUCAUGUUCUGAGAUUUCGAUCCGCGGUUUGUAUGAUCAGAUGCAGUUCGCGGAUAGUAGCUGUUGGUCUUGCAACACAAAUACACUGCUUUGAUGCAUCAACUCUUGAGAAUAAAAUCAGCGUUCUCACCUAUCCUGUUCCUCAGAUAGUGGGACAAGGGACAAUAGGCGUUAAUGUGGGUUAUGGUCCAAUGGCUGUGGGUCCUAGGUGGCUAGCAUAUGCUUCCAACAACCCACUGCCAUCAAAUGUAGGAUGCUUAAGCCCACAAAACCUAAGUCCUUCUCCAGGAGUUAGUCCUUCUCCAGGAGUUAGUCCGUCAACAUCUCCAAGCAAUGGUGGUUUGAUGGCUCGUUAUGCAAUGGAGUCCAGUAAACAUUUGGCUGCUGGAAUAAUCAAAUACUGCCAAGACCUGCUUCCUGAUGGUUCUACUUCUCCAGUACCAUCAAAUUCAGGCUGGAAAAUUGGUAGGGUUACAGGAACUGAUAUGGAUAAUGCAGGAAUGGUAAUUGUUAAGGAUUUUGUUUCCAGAGCUAUCAUCUCACAAUUUAAAGCUCACUCUAGUCCUAUAUCUGCACUAUGUUUUGACCCAAGUGGUACCCUUCUGGUCACUGCAUCAGUCUAUGGAAAUAAUAUUAAUAUCUUCCGGAUAAUGCCAUCAUGCUCACGCAAGGGUUCAGGGGUUCCAGGCUAUGACUGGAGCUCUUCUCAUGUGCAUCUUUAUAGACUUCACCGUGGAAUAACGUCAGCUAUGAUCCAGGACAUUUGUUUUAGUCAUUUUAGUCAGUGGAUUGCAAUUGUCUCGUCCAAGGGGACUUGCCAUCUGUUUGUUUUGUCACCCUUUGGAGGUGAUACUGGUUUCCAAAUUACCAGUUCUCAGGAUGAAGAACCCUCCUUAUUUCCAGUUUUGUCUCUACCUUGGUGGUCUACUUCAUCUUCCAUUUCUUAUCAGCAGCUUUUGCCUCCUCCGGCCCCUGUUGUCCUUUCUGUGGUUAGCCGGAUAAAGUAUAGCAGUUUUGGAUGGCUUAAUACCGUUCAUAAUUCUAAUGCAAAUGCAACGGGAAAGGUUUUUGUGCCAUCUGGUGCUAUUGCUGCCAUUUUUCAUAAUUCCUUAUCUCUCUCGCAGCAGCUUGUUAACUCAAAAGCAAAAUCCUUAGAGCAUCUGUUAGUCUAUACACCGUCAGGUCAUGUAGUUCAACAUGAACUUCUACCAUCUGUUGGUCCAGAACCAAGUGAAAGUGGUUCGAGGACCCAUUCAGCUUCAACCCUACAUAUGCUGGAGGAUGAGUUUAGAGUGAAAGUUGAGCCUAUUCAAUGGUGGGACGUAUGCAGAAGGUCAGAAUGGCCGGAAAGAGGGGAUCCUUGCUGCAACACCUUUGAUAGACAAGAUGAUAUCAAUAGAGUUCAAGAUAAAAUAUGUUCUGGAGAUGACUAUGGAUUGAACUUUUUGGAUAUAAGUGGUAGUGUUGGGGAAAAGACGGUAAAACCUUCUGCAGCGAAACCCCAAGAGAGAUUUCACUGGUAUCUAUCUAAUGCAGAGGUGCAAGCGAAUUUUGGAAGGAUGCAAAUAUGGCAAAAGUCUAAGAUUUGCUUCUACACAAUGAAUUCUGUAAAAAAUAGUUUUAGUGCUGGUGGAGAGUCUGAAAUUGAAAAGAUCUCUGCUCAUGAAGUUGAAAUAAGACGGAAGGAGUUGUUGCCUGUUUUUGACCAUUUUCAUAGCAUCAGACCAAGCUGGAAUGAGAGAGGCCUUACUGGGGAAAAAUAUUUGGGUCUUGCAUCUCCGGUUCCCUAUCAGGCUGAAGACAAGCAAACUGCUGACAUGACAGUUAUUUGUCACUCAAAACCAGCAUCACUGAGCUCCACUGAAAGCUCCGAAGGAGGUUCAUCAAGAAGGAUUGAAAAUCUGCUUGACUUGGAUCAAGUUUCAUCUAGUUGUCAAAUGCUUGGUGAGAUCUACUUGGAAAGAAUGGGGGCCAUCAAUGUGGAGCCUUCCCAGCAAAACAAGAUUGUGCUGGAAGAUUCAUCUCUAUCUGGAAACUUGAAGCAUGUUGAUUCUCUAUAUGGUCAUUGUAUCAAUGGCAGUCCAUUAUUGCAAAUGAGAAAGAUAACUUCUGAAGGAAGAGAUACGGUAGAAGGUGUUGGGAUCGGUGAGGGUUCAGCAUUGGCCAUGAAAGAACAUGCUUUAGAUAAUUAUAAACUUGUGGGAAUGACCUCUGUAAUGGAAAACGCAUGCAAGACACUAGGUUACGAUGAAAGUAAUGUGUUAACUGAAGUAGUAACUGAUGAUGUUGACAGAGGCAGUAGCCACCAUGAAAGAGAACAGCCGGAGGAGGAUGGGGAGAAUGAUGAAGUACUUGGUGGCUUGUUUGCCUUUUUGGAGUAAGGUUGAUUACUGCAAUUGAAGAGGAAGUCCAGCGUCAAUAAAUUAAUCUCAUCAUAUGUUCUCGCUGGAGUCUCAGUUAGGAAAAUGUAAAAAGCAAUGUGCAUGUUGUGAAUACCAAAUGAUUCACGAGCAACAAUCUAGGCUGAUUUGUCUCUGACCCUUGUAUAUUAUGUAGAUGGGAAUUCAAAAACUCGUGGGUUUGCUAAAGUUGGGGCCUGUGAGGUGUGUGUUGGGUUUGCAUUAACAGUCCUAAGCUGAAUUUUUAUCAAGCUUGCAUGUAAAAAUGAAUUGGGCAUGAAAUUUGUGUAAUAUAUAUUUUGUUGAUACAUGUGUAAUAUAUAUUUUUAAUUCUUGAAUUUGGAAAGGAAAA